Molecule: messenger RNA, 1374 nt
Organism: Malassezia japonica
Lineage: Eukaryota; Fungi; Basidiomycota; Malasseziomycetes; Malasseziales; Malasseziaceae
Gene: PSD2
Product: phosphatidylserine decarboxylase
Exons: 2
Coding region: 1-1374 (457 amino acids)
Biological process (GO): phospholipid biosynthetic process
Molecular function (GO): phosphatidylserine decarboxylase activity
Source: RefSeq, a predicted model, not a curated record
AUGCUGGGCAGUCUUGGAAGUACGCUGACCAAGUCGACCAUUGACGACUUUUAUCUCAAGCUCGGCAAGAACCCUGAGAUGGAUGAACUGUCGUUUGAUGAAGGUGUCCGUGUGCUGGAAGAUGCAAUCCGCAAGCCACGCGCAGAAAGGCAGACAGAAGACCGUGGUUCCGACAGUGACAGCGACGACGCGACAUCGUUCUCUGGGGAGCGGCCUGUCGAACGAGUGGUCCGCCUGCGUUCGUGCCCCCUUUGCAACAUGCCCAAUCUGGCGCGUGUCGAUGAGAUGGACAUUCUUACGCAUCUUGCCCUCUGUGCCUCGCGUGACUGGCACCGAGUCGAGGACAUUGCCAUGUCUCGUUUCGUCACUGCGAGUCAGGCACACCGGAAAUGGUACACAAACGUGAUUACCAAGCUCAGUCAAGGACACUAUCAAGUUGGCGCAAACAGUGCCAACAUCCUUGUCCAAGAACGUGAUUCUGGUGCGCUGCUCGAAGAAAAGAUGCAAGUGUAUGUCCGACUUGGCAUCCGGCUGUUGUACCAAGGUGCACGCGGUCAGAUGUCGGGCGCACGCAUCAAGCGCAUGCUACACAACAUGUCGGUCAAGCAAGGCGUCAAGUUUGAUGCGCCGGGUAGUACGCGCUUCAUUGCUCCCUUCAUUGCUUUCCAUGGAAUCAAUACAGAGGAGAUGGUGGAUACGGUGGACCAGUUUUCGACCUUUAACGACUUUUUCUGCCGCAAAAUCAAGAUGGAGCUGCGCCCGAUCGACGAGCCCGACAAUCCCAAUGUCGUGGAGCGCGCGACGCAGCUUUGGGUCAAAGGCCGAAAAUUCACGGUCGAAAAACUCUUGGGCCCUCGGUACGGCGACGAGGCAGCAGGUCGUUCGCUGUCUAUGAUCAUUUUCCGCCUUGCGCCCCAGGACUACCAUCGUUUCCAUAUCCCGGCUGACGGCACGAUUGGCACGCCUGACUGGGCCGAUGGCGAGUACUACACGGUGAAUCCCAUGGCCAUUCGCAGUGCCAUUGAUGUCUAUGGCGAGAACAAGCGCGUUGUUGUCCCACUCUACACGAAGGAGUUUGGCACUGUCUACAUUGUGGCUAUCGGCGCGAUGAUGGUGGGGUCCAUCCUGCUUUCGGUCAAGCCUGAAGAGCAAGUGCGCCGCGGCGACGAGCUCGGCUACUUCAAAUUCGGCGGGUCCACCCUCGUCCUGCUCACCGACAGCCAGAAGCUUAAGCUCGAUCCGGACCUCGUGACGAACGGUGAGGCGUGUAUCGAGACGCUGGUGCGUGUCGGUAUGCAUCUCGGUCGUGCGCGCGACGCGCCGCACAGACCGCUCGUGGGGAAUGUCACGCGUGACUCGACCGACGCCAAUUAA